AUGGGAAAGUACGGGGAGAUGUUGGAUCUAGGCGUGAGAAUAGCGGCUAGGUUUCAUUCGCACUGCCCUCAGACGGCGCGUCUCUAUUACCAUCCUCCUUCCGACGGCCAUCACCGUCGCGGCGGCGUCACUGAUUUACUUGGAGGUGGUGGUGUUUCGAGUGGUUCGGGUCAAGAUUCGACCGGGUUAGUUGUUGGGUUAGGAACUGGAACUGGUGCAGCUUGUGGUGUCAAGUCUUCUCAAGUGUAUGAAGACGCCAGAGAUCUCUUGUUGUUCUCUGUUGUUUGA
Messenger RNA from Eruca vesicaria subsp. sativa (arugula), 288 nucleotides. NCBI's taxonomy places the organism in Eukaryota, Viridiplantae, Streptophyta, Magnoliopsida, Brassicales, Brassicaceae. The record is from the annotation of a GenBank genome assembly.